AUGCCACAUGGUCUAAGUGAACAGUCUUCCCUGGUUAUUAGUAAAGAAAUAGAUGGUAAAAUAAAUGGAAUCCCAAGUUUAGAAGAGGAAGCUCAGUCUUUUUCUCAGUUUGUUACUUCUGGAGAAUCUGCGCAUAUUAGAGCCAAGUUAACACAGAUCAGAAGGUACUGGGAAGAGCUUCGAGAUCAUGCACACUGUCUGGAAGGAAUAAUUGCAGGGAACGCAUCACAGCAGCAGAAAUAUGAAGAAAAUCUCAAUCAGGUGCAGCAGGCUGUGUCUAGAUUUGAAGCUAAACUGGCUGAGCCAGCUACUUCAUGUUUUUCAUCAGCAGAUACUUACAAAGCUCUUCAAGAUCACAUGGAUCUCUGCCAGGCUGUGGGGAAAUUGAACAACACUGUGACCUCCCUCUUAGCCUCUGCUCAUAAGGUCACCAACAAAGAAAAAGCUAUUCAGGAGGUUACAGUGUUACAGGAGAGAUAUGAAAAGCUGCUAGGAAGAGCUAAAGAGAAACAAACCUUACUAGAGACUCUGCUAGCACAGUGGCAGAGGCAGGAGAAGGACCUAUCUAUCUUCCUGACCUGGUUAGAGAGAUGUGAAACUGCAGCCAGACCUCCAGACCAGUAUGUUUCCGCUGAUAGAGUCAAACUGGAAGGUGAAUUACAGUCAGUACAGGAUUUGCAAGCUGAUAUUACAUCCCAUGCUUCACUGUAUACCAGCCUAUUACAGUUAAAUGAGUCACUGUUCACAACAGCUUCUGAAGAAAGCGUGAAAGCCAUGAAACAAGAGUUCAAAGAGCUGGAUGGGAGAUGGAAAGCUUUACCACAGACUGUUAUCAAGAGGAUCAGUUUCCUUCAGUCUCUUGUUGCUGAACAUGGGGAGUUUGAUGAACUGCUGCUCAGUUUUUCAGAAUGGAUUAACCAGUUUCUUGGUGAAUUGCAAAAUACUUCUGAGAUAAACACAGCUGAUCAGCACCCAGCUGUAUGCCGCAAUCAGGACCACUCUAUGGAAGUGGAAAGCAAGAAACAGGAACUUCAAAGUCUGAGGGAACAUGUAGAAAAGCUGUGUUCUUUUAGUCGCCCAGAGGAGCACCACAUGCUACAGGGGAAGGCUGAAGACUGCAUCCUGCUAUUCCAGGAGGCCAGUCAAAUAACCAGCCGAAGACAAGAGGCUCUGAAUCAGCUUGGGGUGUUCCUAGAGUUACAUGCUGCUGCAUCAAGUGUGCUUCAUCACCUGAGGCAGACAGUAGAGACUACUGGAAACAUGGAUAAGGCUAAAUCGGAACUGCUGGAGAAAGAACUGAGGGAUGUUGUUCAAGAUAUUAACAAAUUAGCACCUGCAGCAAUCACUUUGGAUGGAGCCCUUACAAAAGCACAAUAUCAUCUAAGACAUGGAAGUUCUGAGCAGAGGUCAUCCUGUAGGGCUAUGGCUGAUAAUCUGUGCUUAGAACUGGAGUCAGUCCAAAAUCUGUUGGGAACCAAACAGAGUGAAGCAGAAGCCCUUGGAGCCUUACAGAAGUCUUUCAUGGAGCGUAAAGAACAGAUGUUAAAGAGCAUUGAAGAUAUUGAGGAAAGAGCUGACAAAGAAGGAUUGAAGGAGCCAACACUUCAGGCAUUACAACAAAGAUUAAAGAUCUUUAACCAACUAGAGGAUGAACUGAAUUCAUACCAGCAUGAACUGCAGUGGUUGAUGGACAAAGCAAAACAAAUGGCCCAAAAGGAUAUAACAUUAGCGCCUGAAAUUGACAAAGAGAUAAAUCGUUUGGAAGCUACCUGGGAGGAUACCAAGAAACUAAUCCAUGAAAAACAGGAGCAGUGCCGCGUCCUGGUUGAUUUGAUGAAAGAAUAUCAGAGUUUGAAAUCGGCAGUAACUAAAGUCAUAGAGAAUGGUGACAAUGUGACUAUGACCAAAUCAAUUUUGAAGGAUCAGGAGGAUAUCAGAAGAGCUUUAUCAAAGCAUGAAGCUGUCAAGAAUGAACUAAAUGACAGACAGAAAGAGCUGGAUGCCUUCACUAAUAAAGGAAAACACUUGCUAGCAGAGCUGAAGAGAAUUCAUAACUGUGAUCCCAUGCUGGUGAAAACAGAUAUGAACAGUACUGUGGACAAAUGGCUGGAUGUGUCAGAGAGGACUGAAGACAAUGUAGAAAAGUUGAGUGUAAGCGUGUCUCUAUGGGAUGAUGUGCUCACCAUUGGAGAUGAAAUUGAUGCAUGGUGCAGUAAUGCCAUCUCUCAAUUGAAUGAAGGUAUCAGCAACCUGAACAGCAGCCAGAAAAUGGAGGCCUUCCUGAAGGAAUUUCAGUCUGAAGUUUUAAAUAAAGGACAGAAGUUGGAGCAGCUUAGUUCAAAAGUUUCAGAUCUCAAAGAACUGACCAAUAGUCAAGAGUCAACUGCAGAUCUUCAGUUCCUAGAAGCAGAUUUAAGGCAAAAACUGGAACAUGCCAAAGAAAUGUCUGAGACAGCAAAAGAGACACUGGAAGAUUUCAGUGCUCAGAAGAUGCAGUUACUAAAGUUUAUAGAUCACAUGACAGACUGGCUCACAAAAGUAGAAGAAUCUCUGUUAAACUGUGCUUGUAACCAAGAUCCCAAGAGUUUAGGUAAAGUGAAGGAAACACAAAAAGAGCUUCAGCUCCAGCAGAGCAGCAUCGAUUCGACUCAGGAGAACCUCAAUAGCCUGUGCCGCAAGUACCACACAGUGGAACUGGAGACUCUGGCUUGCACUGUCACUUCACUGAUACAGAAGUAUGAAGCUGUGACCCAACUGUGUUCCAGAACGCAGGCCAGCAUGCAGGAGUCCCUGGAGAAACACGUCCUCACUUCGAUGCAGGAAUUCCAGGAGUGGUUUUCUGGGAUGAAGGAAGCAGUAAAAGAGUCGUCUGAUAGGUCUGGGGACAGCAAAGCCAUAGAAGCAAAGCUACAUGAUUUGCAGAGAGUGUUGGACUCGAUUAGUGAGGGACAGAACAAACUAGAUGCUGUCUCCAAGCAAGGAGAAAAUGUGUAUGCUUAUUUACCCAAACCAGUUGUGAGCAGUAUCCAGGAGCAGAUAGCAAAGUCACACCAAGACUUCCAGGGGUUCCUGAAACAAUGCCUGAAAGAUAAAGAGGCUCUGGAAGACUGUGCCUUAGAACUGGGAAGCUUUGAGGAUCAGCACAAGAAACUGACCCUGUGGAUCCAUGAAAUGGAGGAAAGGAUAAGUACUGAAGCACUAGGAGAGAGCAAACAGCACAUCCCAGAGAAGAAAAAUGAGGUGCAGAAAGUGGAAAAUUUUCUUGAAGAGUUACUGGCUGCAAGAGAAUCCUUUGCUAAACUUUCCCAGAGGGCUCAAGCUUUAAAUGAAGAAGGACAUGGUGCUGGGAGGGAAGUACGUCUGGCUUCGCAAAACCUCACCAGCUAUCAAAACCUAGUCAAAACUGUCAAGGAGAAGUUGCGAACAUGUCAGGUUGCCCUCCAGGAGCAUCAAGCCUUGGAGGAAGCACUGCAGAGUAUGUGGUCCUGGGUGAAAGAUGUUCAAGAUAAGCUGGCUUCUGCAAAGAGCACUGUCGGCAGCAAAGCCACAUUAGAGAGGCGGCUGAUGCAAAUUCAGGAGAUCCUUUUAAUGAAAGGUGAAGGUGAAGUUAAAUUGAACAUGGCCAUUGGUAAAGGCGAACAAGCCCUUAGAAGCAGUAAUGAGGAAGGGCAGAAGAUGAUACAGACCCAACUACAAACGUUAAAGGAUGUAUGGAAUGAUAUCAUCAACACUUCAAUGAGCUAUCAGAGCUGUUUGGAGUCUGUGAUUAGGCAGUGGAAUGACCAUCUGGAGAGGAAAAGCCAGCUCGACCAGUGGUUGGAGUCAGUGGAUCACAAAAUUGAACAGCCUUUACAGACCCAGAUAGGUCUGAAAGAGAAGUUUUCUCAACUGGAUCACUUCCAGGCUAUCGUUUCUGAUAUAGAGGAUCACUCUAGUGACCUGCAUCAACUCACUGAACAAGCCAAGGAACUAUAUGAGAAAACUGAGGAUGCUUCUAUCAGGGAAGCAGCUGAAGAGGAACUGAAAACACAGUUUAGUGACAUCACCACUGUGGCCAAGGAGAAAAUGAGGAAAGUAGAAGACAUUGUGAAGGACCAUUUGCUAUACCUUGAUGCCAUCCACGAAUUCACAGACUGGCUCCAUUCUGCAAAGGAAGAGCUGCACCGCUGGUCAGAUGCAUCUGGAGAUACAUCAGCCAUACAGAAAAAACUAGCCAAAAUUAAGGAGCUGAUAGAUUCCAGGCAGAUUGGUGCAAGCCGCCUAAGCAAAGUUGAGACACUGGCUCCUGCAGUGAAACAGAACACAACUCCCAGUGGGUGUGAACUGCUAGAUGCGGAGAUGCAGGCCCUGCAGUCGGACUGGAAGCAGUGGGAAGAGAGCAUAUUUCAAACCCAAAACAACUUGGAGGAUAUAGUUAGCCAAAUGGCCUCCUCGGAGCAGGAGUUCACAGCACAGGCUGCUCAGCUGGAAAAAGCCCUGAAACAGUUCACCACGCUUCUUACAGCCUGUUCUCAAAAGCUGACCCUUCUGGACGGCACGCAAACUGAUAAAGAAAUAAUUGAAUGCUGGCACCAAGAAAAAGAAACUCUGGAUGCUCUAACAAAGGCAGAGACUAUGACAGAAGAGCUCAAGACUCAGUUAAAUGAUCUUUGUAGAUUUUCCAGGGAUUUGAGUACCUAUUCUGCAAAAGUUUCAGGGUUAAUUAAAGAGUACAAUAGCCUCUGUCUACAAGCUUCAAAGGGCUGUCAGACUAAAGAGCAGGUUUUGCAGCAGAGAUUCCGGACAGCUUUCAGGGAUUUCCAACAGUGGCUGGUCAGUUCAAAAAUCACCACCGCCAAAUGUUUUGACAUGCCUCAAAAUAUCAAUGAAGCACUGGCAAGUCUACAGAAAAUACAGGAAUCCUUAUCUGAAAGUGAAAAUGGCCAGCAUAAACUAAACAUUGUGGUGUUCAAGGGAGAACUGGUGAGCACUAUUCUGCCCCAAGAAAAGGCUAAAGUUAUCCAGGCUAAAGUUGUUACUGCUAAAGAAGACUGGAAAAAUUUUCUCUCCACCCUGCACCAGAAGGAAUAUGCUUUGGAGAACUUAAAGAUCCAGAUGAAGGACUUUGAAGCAAAUGCUGAGCCUCUCCAGGACUGGCUGAACACAACUGAGAAGAUGGUGCAAGAAAGCAGUAGUCGACUUCAUGACCUCCCUGCAAAGAGGAGAGAACAACAAAAGUUACAGUCUGUCCUUGAGGAAAUAAGCUGCCACGAGCCUCAGCUCAACAGGCUAAAAGAAAAAGCUCAGCAGCUGUGGGAGGAGCAAGCUGCCAGCAAAAGCUUUAUGCGCAGAGUGUCUCAGCUAUCUUCUCAAUACCUAGCUCUAAGCAAUCUAACCAAGGAAAAAGUUUCCAGAAUGGAUAGGAUUGUUGCAGAGCACCAUCAGUUCUCUCAUGGCAUGAAAGAACUCCAGGACUGGACGGCUGAUGCAGUUCAUAUGCUGGAAUCUUACUGUCUCCCUACAGCAGACAAAAGUGUUCUAGACAGCAGAAUGUUAAAGCUGGAGGGACUGUUAUCGGUGAAGCAGGAGAAGGAAAUCGAGAUGAAAAUGAUGUUGACAAGAGGAGAAUCUGUUCUGCAAAACACUUCUCCAGAGGGAGUGCCUGUCAUUGAACAACAGUUACAGACGCUUAAGGAAACGUGGGCUUCUCUCUUGUCCUCUUGCAUUCACUGUAAAAGUCAGCUGGACGGAGCACUGUCCAAGUGGACAAGUUACCAGGAUGAUGUUCGUAAAUUUUCCAGCUGGAUGGACAAAGUAGAAGCGAGCAUGAAUGCUUCUGAGAGACAGUGUGCAGAACUGAGGGAAAAAACAGCUGUCCUCAGCAAAGCAAGGUUACUCAGUGAAGAAGUGUUGAGUCACAACAGCCUACUAGAGACUAUUGAAGCAAAAGGCACUGGCAUGACUGAGCAUUAUGUAACCCAGCUUGAACUCCAGGACCUCCAAGAACGAUACAGGUUCCUCAAAGACAGGACAAUGGAGGCUGUAAGCAAAUCUGAGAAACUGCUUCACUUACAUCAUGAGUACCAAAGAAAACUGAAGGCCUUUGAAAUAUGGCUGGAAAAAGAACAGGAAAAACUUGAAUGUUUAUCAUAUCUUGAAGGUGAUGCUCAGACACAUGAGUCAACACUCCGGGACCUACAGGAACUACAGGUCAAUUGUGCAGAGGGACAGGCAUUACUAAAUGCAGCGCUCCAUGGCAGGGAGGACGUGAUACCUUGGGGCAUACCCCAGAUAGAAGACAGAGCACUGGAGUCCAUGCGACAGGAUUGGCAAGUUUACCAGCACAGGCUUUCUGAGGCCAGGACCCAGCUAAACACUACUCUAAACAGACUGAGGUUAAUGGAGAAAAAGUUUCAGAAGGUAGAUGACUGGCUUAAGACCCUGGAGGAGAAAGUUAAUAUCAGGACUGGCCGGCAGUCUGACAGAGCAACAAAGGAGAUGCAACUACAGCAAAUGAAGAAGUGGCAUGAAGAAAUAACAAUCUACAAAGAUGAUGUUGAGGAAGUUGGGGUAUUAGCUCAGCAAAUCCUGGAGGAAAGUCAUACUACCAGUAGAAUGGGAAAUCAAGCUACCCAGCUCACCUCUCGGUACCAAGCUCUUAUCCUUCAUGUACUGGAACAAAUAAAGUUCCUGGAAGAAGAGAUUCGAAGUAUGGAGGAGUCAGAAUUAGCUUUCUGCACUUACACAGAUUGGUAUGGAGCCACUAGUCAGAACUUUAAAAAUGUGAUAACCAAGACUGAUGUAGUGGAUAAAACAGCCAUGGAGAAGAAAAUGCAGAAACUGGAGCUUCUUUUGAGUGACAUGGAUGUAGGCCACAAUUUGCUGAAAUCUGCCCGUGAGAAAGGUGAUCGGGCUAUUAAAUACAUGGAAGGAAAUAAAGCUGACCAGUUAAGGAAAGAGAUCAGUGAUUACAUGGAGCAGCUUGAAGAGCUGGCCAGCUCUAUCAGGAAGGAGCAUAUGACCUUAGAGAAGUGUCUACAGUUGUCAAAGGAAUUCUCAGACAAGUACAAGGCACAGACUCAGUGGCUUACAGAGUACCAAGCCAUAUUGCGCACACAAGUGGAGCCCAAAACUGAAUUCUAUGAGAAGAAGGCCCAGUUAUCCAAAUACAAGUCAAUACAACAGACGGUGCUGUCCCAUGAGCCUUCGAUAAAAUCAGUGACUGAAAAAGGAGAAGCCCUUCUUGAACUUGUGCAUGACGUUACUUUAGGGGACAAAAUUCAGAAACUUCAGGCCAAUUACCAGGAACUCUGCAAUGCGGCAAAGGCACAUGCUGAAAGCUUGGAGGUGAAAGUAAAAGAGCAUGAAGAUUAUAACAGUGACUUACAAGAAGUGGAAAAGUGGUUGUUACAGAUGUCCAGCAGGCUGGUCACUCCUGACCUUAUGGAAAGUAGCAGUGUAGAAAUAAUAACUCAGCAACUAGCCAACCACAAGGCAAUGAUGGAAGAGAUUGCAGGAUUUGAAGACCAUUUGAACAGCCUUAAAAAUAAAGGUGACUAUUUGAUCAAUCAAUGUGCAGAACAUCUUCAAGCAAAAUUUAGGCAAAACACACAAACCCAUCUGCAGGGGACAAGAGACAGUUAUUCAGCCAUUUGUAGCACAGCUCAGAGAGUGUACCAGAGUUUGGAACAUGAACUCCAGAAGCAUGUUAACCAUCAGGAUACUCUACAACAGUGUCAGGCUUGGCUCUCUACAGUUCAGCCAGAGUUAAAACCAAGCAUGUGGCCACCUUUCAGCCUGGCAGAUGCAGUUAAGCAGGUUAAACAUUUCCGAGCUCUGCAGGAACAGGCAAGCACAUACUUGGAUCUCUUGUGCUCUAUGUGUGAUUUGUCAGACACCAGAGUGAAGAAUACAGCAACAGACAUUCAGCAAACAAAGCAAACGAUCGAGCAGCAGAUAAUGCACUCACAGUACCUGGCUCAGGGUUGGGAAGAGAUAAAACAAAUGAAGGCUGAGCUUUGGAUAUAUUUCCAGGAUGCAGACCACCAACUACAGAAUAUGAAGAGGAGAUGGGCAGAACUGGAACUAAACGUUGCCCAGAACAUGGUUUUGCAGGUUAAGGAAUUCAGUCAGAAGCUGCAUUCUAAAGAGGCAGCUCUUACCGCUGUGACUGAAAAGGUGAAUAGACUAACACAAGGACAGGAGUCUCCUGAGCAUAAGGAGAUAGGUCACUUCAGCAACCAGUGGCUGGACCUCUGCCUUCAGGCAAACAAUUUGCUCACACAGCGGGAGGAGGAUCUUCAGAGGACAAGGGAUUACCAUGAUCGCAUGAAUGUAGUAGAAAUCUUCUUGCAAAAGUUUACAAAAGAAUGGGACAACCUGGCCAGAUCAGAUGCUGAGAGUACGACUGUACACCUUGAGGCACUGAAAAACUUAGCAUUGGCUCUGCAGGAGAGGAGAUUUGCCCUUGAAGACCUGAAAGACCAGAAACAGAAAAUGCUGGAACAUCUGAAUCUAGAUGACAAAGAAUUAGUGAAAGAGCAAACUGGUCAUUUUGAACAACGCUGGUCUCAGCUGGAGGACCUAGUCAAGAAAAAAAUCCAGGUUUCUGUCACAACCUUAGAGGAACUGAGUUUGGUGCAUUCUAAGUUUCAGGAACUAAUGGAGUGGGCAGAAGAGCAGCAGCCUAGCCUCUCUGAGGCUCUUAAACAAAGCCCUCCUCCAGACCUAGCUCAGAGCCAUCUCAUGGAUCAUCUCACCAUUUGCAGUGCAUUGGAAGCCAAACAGGUUGUUCUCAAAGCACUUAUAAAGGAUGCUGAUAGGGUGAUGACUAAUCUUGGCCUCAAUGAAAGGCAGAUCCUCCAGAAGUCCCUUUCAGAUGCACAGAAUCACAUGGAUUGUCUUAGUGAUCUGGUUGGCCAGAGGAGAAAAUACCUGAAUAAGGCAUUAUCUGAAAAGACUCAGUUCCUCAUGGCAGCUUUUCAAGCUACAAACCAAAUUCAGCAACAUGAGAAAAAGGUAAUGUUCCAUGAACAUAUCUGUCUGUUGCCAGAAGAUGUGAGCAAACAGAUCAGGACUUGUAAGAAUGCCCAAGCUAGCCUGAAGGCCUAUCAGAGUGAAAUAACUGGGCUGUGGGCUCAGGGAAGGGAUUUAAUGAAAGAAACAAUGGAACAAGAAAAAAGUGAGGUGUUAAACAGACUCCAGGAAUUACAGAAUGUGUAUGACACUGUUUUACAAAAGUGUAGCCAACGACUGGUAGAACUGGAGAAAAAUAUGGUUUCCAGGAAAUAUUUCAAGGAAGAUUUGGAUAAAGCUUCUCAUUGGAUAAAACAAGCUGAUAUUGUCACAUUUCCAGAAAUCAAUUUAAUGAAUAGUAACUCUGAAUUGUACUCACAGCUGGCAAAGUAUCAGCAGAUUCUUGAGCAGUCUCCUGAAUAUGAAAAUCUUUUACUUACACUGGAAAGAGAUGGUCAGGAGAUCUUGCCAUCACUUAAUGAAGUGGAUCAUUCUUACCUGGAUGAAAAACUGAAUGCCCUGCCACAGCAAUUUAAUACUGUCAUUGCCUUAGCCAAAGAUAAGUUCUAUAAGGUUCAGGAAGCAAUUCAUGCUCGCAAAGAAUAUGCUUUAUUGAUUGAGUUGACAACUAAGGCUCUAAAUGAACUGGAAGAUCAGUUUUUAAGCAUGAACAAAGCUCCUGUGGCCCUUUUAUCCAAAGAGGGUGUGUCACUCCAGCAGGAUUACAAAGCUCUCUUAGGUGAAGUGGUGAACCUUGGUGCAGCAAUGGAUGAAUUGAACCAGAAGAAGGAGGCUUUUCGAAGCACUGGCCAACCAUGGAAACCUGAAGAGAUGUUAAAACUCACCACCCUGUAUCACAAGCUGAAAAGGCAAAUAGAACAGAGAAUUAAUCUUUUGGAAGACACUAUAGAGGCCUACAAGGAACACGAGGAAAUGUGCCUGCAGCUUGAGACACAAUUAGAGGCAGUAAAGAGAGAGCAGAUGAAAGUGAAUGAAGAAACACUCCCAGCAGAGGAGAAGCUGAAAAGCUACCAUUCUCUGGCUGGCAGCCUGCAAGAGACAGGGAUUCUUUUGAAGCGAGUUACUGAACAUCUGGAAGCACUUUGUCCUCAGCUUGACCCAUCCACAUAUGAGAUGGCAAAUCAUCAGGUACAGUCUUGGCAAGAGAAAAUGAAGUUGUUGCAUGCUGCCAUUGAUGACACAGUGAUGGAGUGUGAAAACAGGCUGGUGCAAAGCAUAGAUUUCCAGACUGAGAUCUGCCGUUCACUUGACUGGCUGAGAUGGGUGAAAGCAGAACUUAAUGGAACAUUAAGCUUGGACCCAAAACUACAAAACAUUCAGGAAGAGAUCCGAAAGGUUCAGAUUCAUCAGGAAGAAGUGCAGUCAAGCCUGAGAAUAAUGAAUGCGCUGAACCGUAAAGAAAAGGAGAAGUACAUAAAGGCUAAAGAACUGAUACCUGCCGACUUGGAGAACAGCCUCGCUGAGCUAUCGGAACUAGAUGGUGAAGUUCAAGAAGCCAUUCAUGAGAGGCAGGCUGUUUUGACUAAACUCUAUAGCCUAUGCCAAAGGUACUACCAAGUGAUACAAACAGCUGGUGACUGGCUUGAGGAUGCCCAGCAAUUGCUACAUUUGGCAAGGAAUGGUCUGGAUGUGGAGAGCUCUGAGGAGAACCUGAGGAAUCACAGUGAAUUUUUCAGCACAGAAAACCAAUUCCUUGGUCAUCUGGAGGAGCUACAAGCCCUGGUGUCUGAGAUGGAACCGUUUAUCCAGGCCACAGCAAGAGAGGAGCUGUUACAUUCUGUAACUGUUUUAGAAGAAAAGGGCAAGGGAACCAAGCAAGAAUCUGAAACCCAGCAGGAUCAACUGCAGAAGCAUACAUCUCAGUGGCAGGAGUACCAAACAGCAAGACAGCAGGUUAUUGAAUUGAUGAAUGAGGCUGAGGAGAAAUUAUCUGAAUUCUCUAUAGCCAAGGCUCCUUCUGGUCAUGAAGCAGAAGAGAAAUUGUUAGCACAUAAGUCCCUGGUGUCUAUGGUAAACGCCUUCCAUGAGAAGAUCACAGCUCUGGAGGAAAAGGCCUCUCAGCUGGAAAAAAUCGGAAAUGAUGCCAGUAAGGCAACCAUAAGCAGGUCAAUGACAACUGUCUGGCAGCGCUGGGCACGGCUCCGGAGCAUGGCCCAAGAGCAGGAGAAGAUAUUGGAAGAUGCAGUGCAGAAGUGGAAAUGCUUUAAUGAUAAGAUUCAAAAAGCCACCAUAAUGAUAGAUCAGCUACAAGGUCGCUUACCAGAGAGCUCAGUUGAGAAGGCAUCAAAGACAGAGCUUCUGGAUCUUCUGGGUUACCACAGCACUUUCAUUCUGGAGCUGGAACAGCAGCUGUCAUCUUUGGGUCUGCUCAAGCAACAUGCAGUGAGCAUGCUCCAGGAUGUGGAAAUGGAGACUUCUUCUCAAGAGGAUCUACCAUUCAUGCAAGAAAUCAAAGCAAUGCAAGACCGAUGCCACAACAUGCAACAGAAGGUGAAGAAAAGUGGGAAGUUGGUGAAACAGGAACUCAAGGAGCGUGAGGAGGUGGAGCUAGAGAUUAAUAUAGUGAAGUCUUGGAUUCAGGAAACUAGAGAAUAUUUGCCAAACCCCACCAUGGAAAUAGAUGCUCAACUUGAGGAGUUGCAGGCUCUCCUCAGUGAAGUAACUACUCACCGCCAAGCUGUUGAGAAAAUGGCUGAACAGCAGCAGAAUAAGUACCUGGGGCUUUACACCAUUUUACCUUCUGAACUGUCUCUUCAGUUAGCAGAAGUGGGACUGGCCCUGGUAACUAUACAUGACCAGAUUCAAGCCAAAGAGAAGGAAGUCCAGCAGAGCAAAACAUUAAACCAAGAGUUUGGUCAGAAAAUCCAGGUGAUAGCAAAAGAACUAAAUGUAAUUCUGUCCAAGCUGAAGGAGAAGACCAAUAAUAUAGCACAAGCUAAAAUAGAGCAAAAGAUCCUAGGUGAGGAAUUGGACAGCUGCAAUAUAAAGCUGGUGGAACUGGACGCAUCUGUACAAGAUUUCGCAGAGCAGAACAAUCAGCUGGCUAAACAGCUGGCUAAUAGGAUAGGGAAACUGACUGGGUUACACCAACAGACCAUUAGACAGGCUGAGUACAGAGCAGCCAAACUCAACCAGGCUGCUUCACACUUGGAAGAAUACAGUGAGAUGCUGGAGUUCAUACUGAAAUGGAUCGAGAAAGCUAAAAGUCUAGUGCAUGGUAGCAUCACAUGGAAUUCUGCCUCCCAGCUUCGUGACCAGUUUAUGGCAUAUCAGGUGACUAUAUGA
This is a messenger RNA of Malaclemys terrapin pileata, 12300 nucleotides long. Its product is annotated as nesprin-1-like. NCBI's taxonomy places the organism in Eukaryota, Metazoa, Chordata, Testudines, Emydidae. The transcript has 54 exons. The record is from RefSeq and is a predicted model, not a curated record. Bases 1 to 12300 code for a protein of 4099 amino acids. Gene Ontology annotation, molecular function: protein binding.